UGAAAUGGCGUUUCUCUGCGACAUCACGAGCCAUCUGAAUGUGAUGAAUCUGCAGCUGCAGGGACGGGAACGUGUCAUCUCUGAUAUGUACAGUACAGUGAAGGCCUUUAAAACCAAGUUGAGUCUGUGGGAGACGCAGAUGAGGAAAGAAAACCUGAGCCACUUUUCCAGCUGCCAGACCAUGAAAGAGAAGCUCUCUACCGCUGUGUUCCCGAGUGCGCAGUUUGCUGAUAAACUCAACAUACUUGCCGCCGACUUCCAACGCCGAUUUGCUGACUUUGAAGCCCAAAAAAGCAGGUUUGAACUGCUCAGCAAUCCCUUUGCAGUCGAUGUAGAAAGCGCACCACCAAAUCUACAAAUGGAGUUGAUUGAGCUCCAGUGCAAUGACACACUGAAGGAAAAAUAUGAGAGAGUGGGUGCUGCUGAGUUUGGACGUUUCAUCCCAGACACAAUGCCCCAGUUGUGCUUCCAGGCUGCUCGGACGCUCUCUAUGUUUGGCAGCACAUACCUGUGUGAACAACUUUUCUCUUUAAUGAAGCUAAUCAAAACAUCACACAGGAGCCGUCUUACUGAUAAUCACCUUCACUCAAUCCUGAGGAUUUCCUCAGCUCAGAGCCUAACCCCGAACAUUGAUGAACUUGUACAAAAGAUGAGACACCACCAAGUAUCAGGCUCAGCCUCAGACAAGUGAGCAUCACAGAGCAGUAAUGUAUUUUUCAGUUUUUAAAUCAGUUAAAUUUUUACAUUUGUUUGUACAAGAUUUUUCUAUGAAGGAAGUAUUGUUUUGUCUGUGUGCCAUAGAUUUUUGUAUUUCAUUUUAUUGUAUAUUAUUUUAUUUUAUUUAUUCAUAUUUAUUUUUCAGUUGAAUGUACUCAGGGAAAAUUGCAGAUAAGAGCCAUGAGAAAGAAUACAACUGAUUUAUUUUUUUAAUUUUCUUAUUUUACUAUUUGAAAGCAAUGAUCAGUAAGAUCAUAGAGCAGCACAAUAAUGCAUUUUCAGUUUAUAAUGCAUGCACUUUUAUUUAUGUAUUUAUCUUGAUAUUAAGAAACAUACUUUGUUUUUCAAACCAAUUAAACUUUUUGCUGUUUGCCUGUUGAAGAUGUUUUCCCUUGAGGUUACUGACAGAGCCAUAACAAAAUAUUGCUUUAUUCUUUUAAUGUACACAACAUGCGAUUUUUGUUUGUGAAGGAAGUUCGUUUUUGUCUGCCUGUUGAAAAAUGAUUUCACAUGAAAUUACUGACAGAUCCAUAAGAAAAUAUUGCUUUAUUCAUUUAAUUAUUAAAUAAUAUACUCUGUGUUAGGUCUUGGUUCAAUAGGCUAUGUGCAAUCAUUUCAAUAUGUUUUAAUAAACAUUGAACCAGUCUGGCCCUUGGCUUGUAGCAAAUUUGGAUUUUUGGCCCUCUGUGUAUUUGACUUUGACAUCCCUGCUUUAGACUGUCGCUAGUAAAAUGCCUAAAAAUACAAAUCAGAAUUCCUUACUGCACAGGUUCAGUGGAGAGCAACUUUAUCUUCACACCGCGAAGGUUUUGGGUUGUCUCACUGAGAGGGCUGUGUGAUUCUGCAGACACACACUCACAUGCACCAACACAGUCACUUAUAGGCCUCAGUCGCCUAGACUAGGUUUUCCGUAUUUUGUGCAACUCUUCUUUAAGGAUUUACUUCUUUCUAGAGAAAGGAUUUUUCUAUGAGCCGGCUGCUUUUGAAUCUCCUUAAGGCAAAUUACGAGAGCCAUCUAAACUCCUAAAGACCCCUAUUCCUUAGCAGCUGCUCUCUAAACCUAAGCCAAGAUUUUAUCCUUUUACUCUAUCUUUUACUUGGUGACUUGGUGGCUGCUUUCGUUCCCCUGACAGCGGCAACAGGAGCCUCUAAACCUCAACCAAGUCCUUGGCAGCUGCUUUUGUGCCCCUUAAGGGGGCAACUGGAGCCUCUAAAUCCUUUUUACCGCGGACACCAGGCCUCUCUGCCUGCGAUUUUUCUACACCAGGCCCAUCUGCCUGCGUUUUACCUAGGUUUAACUUUUUACCUCGUGUGUUCAAUCUCACCUUCUGUUCGGGAUCACGUUGGUCCAAAGUCUGGAGUCGUACGUCCCAUGGAGCGGUUACCCACACAGAAUUCACUGUGGAGGAUUUUAGUUCUGGAGGCUGCAUGCAGACCUAAACCUCAGUCAGGCACUGGGCUCUUCUGAACUGGGAACACCUGUGAUCCAGUUCAAAAGGACCAAAAGAAAUGUCAGAGUUAAACACACUGAUAAACUCAGGGAAGGUAUGCAAUAAAGACACAAGCGAGUCAAAGUUAUCUUUGGCUGGCCAGGGAGAGACAGACCAUUUUCUCAGAGGAGCUGCCCUGUGUCACAGCCUUUUAUUAAAGAAAGAAAAAACACUCAUGUGUGCUGUACCAGAUACUGAUACAACACACGUCCACAUCUGGCACUUAAGGACACGGAGAUUGGCUGGGGUGUGAAUAGUACUCUUCCCAGAACUCCCCCGUACACACACAAGUUCCUGCUCAGUCUGCAUAGCAACCACCCAAAUGCAACUCUAUGAUAAGAUGACAAUUCUCUUAAUAGUUCAUAAAAGUACUUCGAAGAUAAAUGUGAAAAGUAUUCAAACCACUUCUAUCAAAGUUCAUCAAACUAAAUAAAUGAAAAUGUCUUUUAAUGAUAAAUCAUUUAGGAUAAAGAACUUUUUUAAACUAAGCAAUGAUAAUUCAUGUACAAAUCUUCAGUUCCACACAAACAUGUCAACUUUCUGCGAUUCCUUUGGUGGCCAAAUGUAGAUGCAAGCAAUGAACCACAAGAAUACAGGAUGAGAGUGCACUUAUUUGGAGCUGUAUCGUCACCGAGUUGCUCAAAUGAUGCAUUGAGAAGAACAGCGGAGGACAAUGCAUGCGAGUACUCCAUUGAAGUCAUCAAUGCAGUUAAGUGUAAUUUUUAUGUGGAUGAUCGUCUUAAGUCAACAGCUACAGAAGAAGAUGCAAUACAAUUGAUACAUGGACUAACUUCACUCUGUAAAAAGGGUGGCUUCCGUCUUCAAAAAUGGGUCACUAACAGUCGUGAAGUGUAGGCAUUGAUUCCGAGUGAUAUCACUACAGCAGACACUAAGGAAAUGGAUCUGGACAGGGACCAACUUCCUCUGGAAAGGGUGCUUGGAACGGAGUAGUGCGUUGAAGGCGACACGUUCAGCUUCAGAACUGCACUGCAGGAACGCCCAAACACAAGGAGAGGCAUCUUAUCUGUGGUGAGCUCCCUUUAUGAUUCAUUUGGGUUUUUGUCCCCUUUUGUUAUCCCAGCUAAGUUGUUGUUGCAAGAGCUGUGCAGGAUGAACUUAAAGUGGGACGAGCCAAUACCAUCAACGCUCUCUAAACACUGGUCCAAGUGGCUUUCUGAUCUCCAGCUUAAGAGUGGAUUCAAAGUGGAGCGAUGCAUGAAGCCUCAGAACUUUGGGACACCUGUAAAGGAAGCAGUCCAUCAUUUCUCAAAUGCCAGUCAAGUUGGCUAUGGCAUGGUUUCCUACUUGAGACUUGAAAAUGCUGACAGUGUGCAUAUCUCAUUUGUUGUAGGAAAAGCCAGAGUCGCACCUCUGAAACAAAUUACUAUCCCACGUCUCGAACUUGCUGCUGCUGUGCUUGCUGUUUGUAUGGAUAAGAUGGUGAUGAGAGAGCUCCAAUUACAACUGGAAAGGUCAUUAGAGAGACUAAAGUACACCCUUCAAUCAAACCUUUUGACAGGUGGCCUUUGACCUUAAGGGGU
Molecule: messenger RNA, 3748 nt
Organism: Girardinichthys multiradiatus
Lineage: Eukaryota; Metazoa; Chordata; Actinopteri; Cyprinodontiformes; Goodeidae
Product: general transcription factor II-I repeat domain-containing protein 2-like
Exons: 1
Coding region: 5-691 (228 amino acids)
Source: RefSeq, a predicted model, not a curated record